This is a messenger RNA of Porites lobata, 42199 nucleotides long. Lineage: Eukaryota; Metazoa; Cnidaria; Anthozoa; Scleractinia; Poritidae. The record is from the annotation of a GenBank genome assembly.
AUGAGGAUGGAACUAUUGGGAUGUCCGUCAGGUACUGACAAUCUUGUUCGUUUUCUUCUUAAUUAACAAACAACUUCCCACUUACUUUUACCACAGCGGUACACAAUUUACUCGCAUAGUCUUUCAACUGCAGGUCACUCCUCUUAUUAUUAGAAAGUCACAGGCCCAAACAAUUUCUUUUACAAUUAUGUAAUCAAUUUUAUGGAAUGACGCGUCGUGCCUUUAAACUAAGGAUCAUGCAUAGGAAAUACGUGGCCUAUCAAAAUCAAAAAAGAUCUAUUUUUAAACAAAUGAAAUUUUACAUACAACGCUUUAGCGACAAUGAGACUUUAAAACAACUUUGUUGCAUGUGGAACUUUUACAACAAUUUUUCCUACAUUGUGCUGUGAAUGAUACACCACAGAAAAAAGAAAAGUAGGCAUUCAAAUUGCAAUUCCUUAACGCAAUAAUCGUGCAAGAACAGUUGAACAUCAACUAGCACUAUAGUUGUCUAAGCAAAUGUAUUCUCUUUGUAUAGGAUGUUCCGACCCUCUCGGGAUGGAGAGCAGAAAAAUAACCGAUGGCCAGAUCACAGCUUCAACCGAAUAUAACGCUGUACACGGCGCCACCAAUGGCAGACUCAAUUUCAAGGCUGGAGGAGGUAAGACUGGCGCAUGGUCCGCCCGCACCAAUGACGUUAAUCAGUGGCUACAAGUGGAUCUUGGAGCUAAAACCGAGGUGACAGGAAUACAGAUCCAGGGACGACAAGACGCGGAUCAAUGGGUUACGAGCUUUACUAUCUCCUACAGCAGCGACGGAACCACCUAUACAUUUUAUCAGAACAGCAAGGUAUGGAAAAAAAUGAAAAUCGUUGCAAAACAAACUCAAGCAAUUAACUAAUUCAAUCUCGACUCGGUAACAUGAAAUUCUCUCAAAACCUCAGGCCCAAAUUAAAAACUUAGCAACACUGUUGUUACCCUCCACAAGUAACUAACUAGUUUAACCUUAACACUUCUGGAUCAUUUACCUGCUCCAGGUCUUUAAUGGAAACACGGACCGCAACACCGUGGUUUUGAACGUUUUGCACCCUUCCAUAAAUGCACGCUACAUUCGGGUGCAUCCUAAGACGUGGCAUGGCCAUAUUUCUAUGAGGAUGGAACUAUUGGGAUGUCCGUCAGGUACUGACAAUCUUGUUCGUUUUCUUCUUAAUUAACAAACAACUUCCCACUUACUUUUACCACAGCGGUACACAAUUUACUCGCAUAGUCUUUCAACUGCAGGUCACUCCUCUUAUUAUUAGAAAGUCACAGGCCCAAACAAUUUCUUUUACAAUUAUGUAAUCAAUUUUAUGGAAUGACGCGUCGUGCCUUUAAACUAAGGAUCAUGGAUAGGAAAUACGUGGCCUGUCAAAAUCAAAAAAGAUCUAUUUUUAAACAAAUGCAAUUUUACAUACAACGCUUUAGCGAAAAUGAGACUUUAAAACAACUUUGUUGCAUGUGGAACUUUUACAACAAUUUUUCCUACAUUGUUCUGUGAAUGAUACACCACAGAAAAGUGAAAGUAGGUAUUCAAAUUGCAAUUCCUUAACGCAAUAAUCGUGCAAGAACAGUUGAACAUCAACUAGCACUAUAGUUGUCUAAGCAAAUGUGUUCUCUUUGUAUAGGAUGUUCCGACCCUCUCGGGAUGGAGAGCAGAAAAAUAACCGAUGGCCAGAUCACAGCUUCAACCGAAUAUAACGCUGUACACGGCGCCACCAAUGGCAGACUCAAUUUCAAGGCUGGAGGAGGUAAGACUGGCGCAUGGUCCGCCCGCACCAAUGACGUUAAUCAGUGGCUACAAGUGGAUCUUGGAGCUAAAACCGAGGUGACAGGAAUACAGAUCCAGGGACGACAAGACGCGGAUCAAUGGGUUACGAGCUUUACUAUCUCCUACAGCAGCGACGGAACCACCUAUACAUUUUAUCAGAACAGCAAGGUAUGGAAAAAAUGAAAAUCGUUGCAAAACAAACUCAAGCAAUUAACUAAUUCAAUCUCGACUCGGUAAAAUGAAAUUCUCUCAAAACCUUAAGGUUACAUUAAAAACUAAGCAACACUGUUUGUUACUCUCCACAAGUAACUAACUAGUUUAACCUUAACACUUCUCGAUCAUUUACCUGCUCCAGGUCUUUAAUGGAAACACGGACCGCAACACCGUGGUUUUGAACGUUUUGCACCCUUCCAUAAAUGCACGCUACAUUCGGGUGCAUCCUAAGACGUGGCGUGGCCAUAUUUCUAUGAGGAUGGAACUAUUGGGAUGUCCGUCAGGUACUGACAAUCUUGUUCGUUUUCUUCUUAAUUAACAAACAACUUCCCACUUACUUUUACCACAGCGGUACACAAUUUACUCGCAUAGUCUUUCAACUGCAGGUCACUCCUCUUAUUAUUAGAAAGUCACAGGCCCAAACAAUUUCUUUUACAAUUAUGUAAUCAAUUUUAUGGAAUGACGCGUCGUGCCUUUAAACUAAGGAUCAUGCAUAGCAAAUACGUGGGCUGCCAAAAUCAAAAAGGAUCUAUUUUUAAACAAAUGCAAUUUUACAAACAACACUUUAGCGACAAUGACACUUUAAAACAACUUUGUUGCAUGUGGAACUUUUACAACAAUUUUUCCUACAUUGUGCUGUGAAUGAUACACCACAGAAAAGUGCAAGUAGGCAUCCAAAUUGCAAGUCCUUAACGCAAGAAUCGUGCAAAAAUAAUUGAACAUCAACUAGCACUAUAGUUGUCUAAGCAAAUGUAUUCUCUUUGUAUAGCAUGUUCCGACCCUCUUGGGAUGGAGAGCAGAAAAAUAACCGAUCGCCAGAUCACAGCUUCAACCGAAUAUAACGCUGUACACGGCGCCACCAAUGGCAGACUCAAUUUCAAGGCUGGAGGAGGUAAGACUGGCGCAUGGUCCGCCCGCACCAAUGACGUUAAUCAGUGGCUACAAGUGGAUCUUGGAGCUAAAACCGAGGUGACAGGAAUACAGAUCCAGGGACGACAAGACGCAGAUCAAUGGGUUACGAGCUUUACUAUCUCCUACAGCAGCGACGGAACCACCUAUACAUUUUAUCAGAACAGCAAGGUAUGGAAAAAAAUGAAAAUCGUUGCAAAACAAACUCAAGCAAUUAACUAAUUCAAUUUCGACUCGGUAAAAUGAAAUUCUCUCAAAACCUUAAGGUUACAUUAAAAACUAAGCAACACUGUUUGUUACUCUCCACAAGUAACUAACUAGUUUAACCUUAACACUUCUCGAUCAUUUACCUGCUCCAGGUCUUUAAUGGAAACACGGACCGCAACACCGUGGUUUUGAACGUUUUGCACCCUUCCAUAAAUGCACGCUACAUUCGGGUGCAUCCUAAGACGUGGCGUGGCCAUAUUUCUAUGAGGAUGGAACUAUUGGGAUGUCCGUCAGGUACUGACAAUCUUGUUCGUUUUCUUCUUAAUUAACAAACAACUUCCCACUUACUUUUACCACAGCGGUACACAAUUUACUCGCAUAGUCUUUCAACUGCAGGUCACUCCUCUUAUUAUUAGAAAGUCACAGGCUCAAACAAUUUCUUUUGCCAUUACGUAAUCAAUUUUAUGGAAUGACGCGUCGUGCCUUUAAACUAAGGAACAUGCAUAGCAAAUAUGUGGGCUGCCAAAAUCAAAACGGAUCUAUUUUUAACCAAAUGCAAUUUUACAAACAACGCUUUAGCGACAAUGAGACUUUAAAACAACUUUGUUGCAUGUGGAACUUUUACAACAACUUUUCCUACAUUGUGCUGUGAAUGAUACACCACAGGAAAGAGCAAGUAGGCAUCCAAAUUGCAAGUCCUUAACGCAAUAAUCGUGCAAAAACAGUUGAACAUCAACUAGCACUAUAGUUGUCGAAGCAAAUGUAUCCUCUUUGUAUAGCAUGUUCCGACCCUCUCGGGAUGGAGAGCAGAAAAAUAACCGAUGGCCAGAUCACAGCUUCAACCGAAUAUAACGCUGUACACGGCGCCACCAAUGGCAGACUCAAUUUCAAGGCCGGAGGAGGUAAGACUGGCGCAUGGUCCGCCCGCACCAAUGACGUUAAUCAGUGGCUACAAGUGGAUCUUGGAGCUAAAACCGAGGUGACAGGAAUACAGAUCCAGGGACGACAAGACGCGGAUCAAUGGGUUACGAGCUUUACUAUCUCCUACAGCAGCGACGGAACCACCUAUACAUUUUAUCAGAACAGCAAGGUAUGGAAAAAAAUGAAAAUCGUUGCAAAACAAACUCAAGCAAUUAACUAAUUCAAUCUCGACUCGGUAACAUGAAAUUCUCUCAAAACCUCAGGCCCAAAUUAAAAACUUAGCAACACUGUUGUUACCCUCCACAUGUAACUAACUAGUUUAACCUUAACACUUCUGGAUCAUUUACCUGCUCCAGGUCUUUAAUGGAAACACGGACCGCAACACCGUGGUUUUGAACGUUUUGCACCCGUCCAUAAAUGCACGCUACAUUCGGGUGCAUCCUAAGACGUGGCGUGGCCAUAUUUCUAUGAGGAUGGAACUAUUGGGAUGUCCGUCAGGUACUGACAAUCUUUUUCGUUUUCUUCUUAAUUAACAAACAACUUCCCACUUACUUUUACCACAGCGGUACACAAUUUACUCGCAUAGUCUUUCAACUGCAGGUCACUCCUCUUAUUAUUAGAAAGUCACAGGCCCAAACAAUUUCUUUUACAAUUAUGUAAUCAAUUUUAUGGAAUGACGCGUCGUGCCUUUAAACUAAGGAUCAUGCAUAGGAAAUACGUGGCCUGUCAAAAUCAAAAAAGAUCUAUUUUUAAACAAAUGCAAUUUUACAUACAACGCUUUAGCGACAAUGAGACUUUAAAACAACUUUGUUGCAUGUGGAACUUUUACAACAAUUUUUCCUACAUUGUGCUGUGAAUGAUACACCACAGAAAAGUGAAAGUAGGCAUUCAAAUUGCAAUUCCUUAACGCAAUAAUCGUGCAAGAACAGUUGAACAUCAACUAGCACUAUAGUUGUCUAAGCAAAUGUAUUCUCUUUGUAUAGGAUGUUCCGACCCUCUCGGGAUGGAGAGCAGAAAAAUAACCGAUCGCCAGAUCACAGCUUCAACCGAAUAUAACGCUGUACACGGCGCCACCAAUGGCAGACUCAAUUUCAAGGCUGGAGGAGGUAAGACUGGCGCAUGGUCCGCCCGCACCAAUGACGUUAAUCAGUGGCUACAAGUGGAUCUUGGAGCUAAAACCGAGGUGACAGGAAUACAGAUCCAGGGACGACAAGACGCGGAUCAAUGGGUUACGAGCUUUACUAUCUCCUACAGCAGCGACGGAACCACCUAUACAUUUUAUCAGAACAGCAAGGUAUGGAAAAAAAUGAAAAUCGUUGCAAAACAAACUCAAGCAAUUAACUAAUUCAAUCUCGACUCGGUAAAAUGAAAUUCUCUCAAAACCUUAAGGUUACAUUAAAAACUAAGCAACACUGUUUGUUACUCUCCACAAGUAACUAACUAGUUUAACCUUAACACUUCUCGAUCAUUUACCUGCUCCAGGUCUUUAAUGGAAACACGGACCGCAACACCGUGGUUUUGAACGUUUUGCACCCUUCCAUAAAUGCACGCUACAUUCGGGUGCAUCCUAAGACGUGGCGUGGCCAUAUUUCUAUGAGGAUGGAACUAUUGGGAUGUCCGUCAGGUACUGACAAUCUUGUUCGUUUUCUUCUUAAUUAACAAACAACUUCCCACUUACUUUUACCACAGCGGUACACAAUUUACUCGCAUAGUCUUUCAACUGCAGGUCACUCCUCUUAUUAUUAGAAAGUCACAGGCCCAAACAAUUUCUUUUACAAUUAUGUAAUCAAUUUUAUGGAAUGACGCGUCGUGCCUUUAAACUAAGGAUCAUGCAUAACAAAUACGUGGGCUGCCAAAAUCAAAAAGGAUCUAUUUCUAAACAAAUGGAAUUUUACAAACAACGCUUUAGCGACAAUGACACUUUAAAACAACUUUGUUGCAUGUGGAACUUUUACAACAAUUUUUCCUACAUUGUGCUGUGAAUGAUACACCACAGAAAAGUGCAAGUAGGCAUCCAAAUUGCAAGUCCUUAACGCAAUAAUCGUGCAAAAAUAAUUGAACAUCAGCUAGCACUAUAGUUGUCUAAGCAAAUGUGUUCUCUUUGUAUAGCAUGUUCCGACCCUCUUGGGAUGGAGAGCAGAAAAAUAACCGAUGGCCAGAUCACAGCUUCAACCGAAUAUAACGCUGUACACGGCGCCACCAAUGGCAGACUCAAUUUCAAGGCUGGAGGAGGUAAGACUGGCGCAUGGUCCGCCCGCACCAAUGACGUUAAUCAGUGGCUACAAGUGGAUCUUGGAGCUAAAACCGAGGUGACAGGAAUACAGAUCCAGGGACGACAAGACGCACAUCAAUGGGUUACGAGCUUUACUAUCUCCUACAGCAGCGACGGAACCACCUAUACAUUUUAUCAGAACAGCAAGGUAUGGAAAAAAAUGAAAAUCGUUGCAAAACAAACUCAAGCAAUUAACUAAUUCAAUCUCGACUCGGUAAAAUGAAAUUCUCUCAAAACCUUAAGGUUACAUUAAAAACUAAGCAACACUGUUUGUUACUCUCCACAAGUAACUAACUAGUUUAACCUUAACACUUCUCGAUCAUUUACCUGCUCCAGGUCUUUAAUGGAAACACGGACCGCAACACCGUGGUUUUGAACGUUUUGCACCCUUCCAUAAAUGCACGCUACAUUCGGGUGCAUCCUAAGACGUGGCGUGGCCAUAUUUCUAUGAGGAUGGAACUAUUGGGAUGUCCGUCAGGUACUGACAAUCUUGUUCGUUUUCUUCUUAAUUAACAAACAACUUCCCACUUACUUUUACCACAGCGGUACACAAUUUACUCGCAUAGUCUUUCAACUGCAGGUCACUCCUCUUAUUAUUAGAAAGUCACAGGCCCAAACAAUUUCUUUUACAAUUAUGUAAUCAAUUUUAUGGAAUGACGCGUCGUGCCUUUAAACUAAGGAUCAUGCAUAGCAAAUACGUGGGCUGCCAAAAUCAAAACGGAUCUAUUUUUAACCAAAUGCAAUUUUACAAACAACGCUUUAGCGACAAUGACACUUUAAAACAACUUUGUUGCAUGUGGAACUUUUACAACAAUUUUUCCUACAUUGUGCUGUGAAUGAUACACCACAGAAAAGUGCAAGUAGGCAUCCAAAUUGCAAGUCCUUAACGCAAUAAUCGUGCAAAAAUAAUUGAACAUCAACUAGCACUAUAGUUGUCUAAGCAAAUGUAUCCUCUUUGUAUAGCGUGUUCCGACCCUCUCGGGAUGGAGAGCAGAAAAAUAACCGAUGGCCAGAUCACAGCUUCAACCGAAUAUAACGCUGUACACGGCGCCACCAAUGGCAGACUCAAUUUCAAGGCUGGAGGAGGUAAGACUGGCGCAUGGUCCGCCCGCACAAAUGACGUUAAUCAGUGGCUACAAGUGGAUCUUGGAGCUAAAACCGAGGUGACAGGAAUACAGAUCCAGGGACGACAAGACGCAGAUCAAUGGGUUACGAGCUUUACUAUCUCCUACAGCAGCGACGGAACCACCUAUACAUUUUAUCAGAACAGCAAGGUAUGGAAAAAAAUGAAAAUCGUUGCAAAACAAACUCAAGCAAUUAACUAAUUCAAUUUCGACUCGGUAAAAUGAAAUUCUCUCAAAACCUUAAGGUUACAUUAAAAACUAAGCAACACUGUUUGUUACUCUCCACAAGUAACUAACUAGUUUAACCUUAACACUUCUCGAUCAUUUACCUGCUCCAGGUCUUUAAUGGAAACACGGACCGCAACACCGUGGUUUUGAACGUUUUGCACCCUUCCAUAAAUGCACGCUACAUUCGGGUGCAUCCUAAGACGUGGCGUGGCCAUAUUUCUAUGAGGAUGGAACUAUUGGGAUGUCCGUCAGGUACUGACAAUCUUGUUCGUUUUCUUCUUAAUUAACAAACAACUUCCCACUUACUUUUACCACAGCGGUACACAAUUUACUCGCAUAGUCUUUCAACUGCAGGUCACUCCUCUUAUUAUUAGAAAGUCACAGGCUCAAACAAUUUCUUUUGCAAUUAUGUAAUCAAUUUUAUGGAAUGACGCGUCGUGCCUUUAAACUAAGGAUCAUGCAUAGGAAAUACGUGGCCUGUCAAAAUCAAAAAAGAUCUAUUUUUAAACAAAUGCAAUUUUACAUACAACGCUUUAGCGACAAUGAGACUUUAAAACAACUUUGUUGCAUGUGGAACUUUUACAACAAUUUUUCCUACAUUGUUCUGUGAAUGAUACACCACAGAAAAGUGAAAGUAGGCAUUCAAAUUGCAAUUCCUUAACGCAAUAAUCGUACAAGAACAGUUGAACAUCAACUAGCACUAUAGUUGUCUAAGCAAAUGUAUUCUCUUUGUAUAGGAUGUUCCGACCCUCUCGGGAUGGAGAGCAGAAAAAUAACCGAUCGCCAGAUCACAGCUUCAACCGAAUAUAACGCUGUACACGGCGCCACCAAUGGCAGACUCAAUUUCAAGGCUGGAGGAGGUAAGACUGGCGCAUGGUCCGCCCGCACCAAUGACGUUAAUCAGUGGCUACAAGUGGAUCUUGGAGCUAAAACCGAGGUGACAGGAAUACAGAUCCAGGGACGACAAGACGCGGAUCAAUGGGUUACGAGCUUUACUAUCUCCUACAGCAGCGACGGAACCACCUAUACAUUUUAUCAGAACAGCAAGGUAUGGAAAAAAAUGAAAAUCGUUGCAAAACAAACUCAAGCAAUUAACUAAUUCAAUCUCGACUCGGUAAAAUGAAAUUCUCUCAAAACCUUAAGGUUACAUUAAAAACUAAGCAACACUGUUUGUUACUCUCCACAAGUAACUAACUAGUUUAACCUUAACACUUCUCGAUCAUUUACCUGCUCCAGGUCUUUAAUGGAAACACGGACCGCAACACCGUGGUUUUGAACGUUUUGCACCCUUCCAUAAAUGCACGCUACAUUCGGGUGCAUCCUAAGACGUGGCGUGGCCAUAUUUCUAUGAGGAUGGAACUAUUGGGAUGUCCGUCAGGUACUGACAAUCUUGUUCGUUUUCUUCUUAAUUAACAAACAACUUCCACUUACUUUUACCACAGCGGUACACAAUUUCCUCGCAUUGUUUUUCAACUGCAGGUCACUCGUCCUAUUAUUUCAUAAUCACAGGUCCAACUAAUCUGUUUCACAAUUAUGUAAUCAAUUUUAUUGAAUAGCGCGUUGUGCCUUUAAACUUGUCAUACUUAGGAAAUCAUGGGCUUCGAAAAUCAAAAAGGAUCAAACGUUGAAACAGAUGCAAUUUAACAAACUAGUGUUAUAGGAUUAAGGGAGACCUAGGGCAAAUGGAAAGCGCUCUUACGACUUAGACUCAUUAAUUCGCAUAUUUGCAACUUGUAAUAACGUGAGUGUUCCCUUCUUUCCUUUUUGCAGCUUAAAAUUCGACGUCUUUAAUUUUUUAUCAUCAUCUGCAUGAGUAGUCGAUAGAAAAGUUAGAUUAAAAGAAAAAAACAUUGAAAAAAUAAAGAAAUUCCUAGGGUCCAAAAGUGUAACGUUUUCGAAUUAGACUUAAGACAACGUUUUUUUGUAAUUAUUCGUUUAUCUCUCGGUCAACAACGAAAGCUAAUCGCACAGCACUGAAGCUAAGAUAAAGCAGAAAAACAGCACAUACUAAAGGGAACCAGAGCAGAGGGAAAAGCCCAAAAUUAGAUAAAUUAAGCUUCAAAGUAUGAAAAUAUAAGGGAGUAAAUCUAGAUAUUACUGUAUAUACAAGAAGACACUAAGGACGAUGAAGGAUGAGGAAUCAAAACAUCACAGUCGAUGACAGUUUAUAUAGGUCAAACUGCUUAAUGAAGAGAAGUUGUGUUUGGUAUUGGAAUUACAAGCUUUUGAGUUUUGAAUUUGUUUGAUGUUUAAAUGUCAAAAGAGACUGCCUUGAACUGUAAUCCGGGAUUUUUUAUCCUAAUAAAAGAAGAACCACUGACUUUAUUUGACCAUCCACUUGUCAUUUAAGGAAUUAAUAACCUCUUCUAUUUUAUCUACUUCAAUGAAAAGUCGUAAACAGGACAUUUUUUGGGGGGGAGAACAAAUUAUUAGGGUACUGUACUAGUAUUACAGUUAUUAUACAACUACAUGAGAAAUUUCUGCAAUCUGAUUGGUUUAGACCAGUGGUAUUUCAGCUUAAUUUGAAAUACCUACAUGUGAAAAUUACAAACCUUUUGCGGGUAGUAGUAUAAACAAACAAGAAUCGCCGAAAGGCGAUUUUUAACUGGGCUGCAAAAGGGGCUAUUUUUUCUCAAGGGAGAGGGCGGCUAUACACACUCAGGCUACCAUAAAACCUUGUCGGCAACCAUUGCAUGCGACAGAACCUCAAGUGAGACUGAAACAUAAACUCAUUCAAAACAUUGUACCUUUUUCAGAAGACUUGCGUAACCCAAAAAAAAGAGUACCAUUUUUAAGUGGGGGCUGUAUAAUAACUUUUAAAUUCCACCAUUAUGAAGAAAAAUAAACAAGUUAGCCAUUAAUUCUAAGCAGGAAACAAUUUGCAUUUUUUCCACGUACCCCUCCCCCAAUCCCUCUGUGCCCCAAAAUAUAGCGUGACAGUAUAACGUGACCAAUUUGACGUAACUGGAAAUUCCAAAAAUUGUUGUCGUUCUACGAGCAUAAAAUGCGACAGACUGAGCUGAUUUACACUAGACAGAAAUAUUGUAUUGUAUGAAAACCAGAAGUAUACUAAAACAGACAGUUAACUGCCCAUUGAUCCCGCCUGAUCCAACUGGGCCCAACUGACUGCACGGAGACUUUACUGCGCUUUUCACAAACAUACGAACUCUAAAGUUCAAAAACCACCUUCACAAUUGUGUUUAUCGCUGCCGUCAAUCAUAAUUACGAUCACAAGCAACGAACCUUGAAACAGAGAAACACACAAAACGGAUCGAAAUCCACAAAUCACAAACCAUGACCUUUUGAACCCGUGAAGUAAAGUUUUGUUUCCUAAGAGGUCCGUUAAGAUGAUUGACAGCAGCGAAAAACGCAAUCGUCGGUUGGCUUCUGAACUUCAGAAUUCGCAUGUUUGUGAAAAGUGCGAUAGUUGCGAUCCUAAUUUGCGGUCCACAGUCUACAAGAAAACGCACUAUUUUUUCCACAAGAUGAAAAACAUUCAGUUUUAAGAUUUUCCUCAUGGUAUUUUUCUCUAACUUAAAGGAAUAAAAUCCUUUGCAUUUUGAGACCUAAAAAAGUUUAAAGAUUUCUCGCUCGCAUGUUGCGUUCACCAGCACGCACUUCAAACAAUGUAAAUUGAUCAAACGAUCGAUAACAUUUUUUACCCGAUACCGAUGCGAGUUAAAAAUUCGCUCCAGUUCUGUUUGUCUCACCCAAGACGAACUUUUCUUCAUGGAAGAUAAUAAACUAUGCCGCUUUAUAACUCGUCCGAAGUUUUUGUUCCAGCUAAACAAUAUGGAAACACUAUUCACAGUCACUCCUUGGAUAUUAAAAAGACUGAACGUGACGCACUAUUAUGCCUUUGUUUACUUCUGAUCACAUCUUCAAGCGAAGUCUCUCUUUUCAAGCGAUUCAUCUCAAUGCACAAUAAUUGACCCUUAUAUUAGUUAAAACCCUAUGGUUCAUUUAUAUUAAUGCUGUUUUUGCCCCUCACAUUGACUGUGUUCGUUCGUAUUCAAAACACCUUUACGAAAAUAAAGGUCGUAUAAGUCUUGUGUGUUAUGUUUCGAGAUAAAUGGAUUAUACGCUUUUUUAAGUUUCCAUUUUGCGGUGACUUCAGUUUACAUCUCCAUAAAAUGGUAAAAGAAAUAUCAAGAAACAUCACCAGAGCUGAAAACUUUCAAAGGCAUGUUUCUGAAACUCGCUAAUGCUGACAUCAAUUUCGCGUGCUUGCUGAAUGGGCGAAAACACAGAAUUGUGAUCACAAGAUCAUGUACAAAAUUUAAUGAUAAAAGCUUAGCAAGAUACAAAUACAAACAAAAGCAAACCCCCUGAAACCUCGACGUGGGCUACACUUGUAUGCUCUACUCAGUCACCAAACCUUGUCAGUAAUAGCUCCUAUUUUCCUCAAGUCGCUCUCUGUGAAGCUCCUGAAUGGGAUGUCCCGGUGAAGCUUUAAACUUGUGUGCGAAAUUCUCAGAGUCCCUAUUUUUGUCCGUGUCUUCUUUAUCCUCAGUAUCCGAAAUUUAGACCUCCAAAGUGGCGUGUGUUGCAUUAAAUAGAAGAAAAUAUUUAAAGGAAAAGCCAGUCUUCUAACAUGGCACAGUUGUCACGUCCCUCGCUCAUGGACGUGCGUAGUGCCAUUCAUCGCUUCACUGACUACGAAGGCUUACAAUCAAGUCUUCAGCCAUAGUGUCGUCAACUGGUGAAAUACCUUGCUCAUAAAUUGUGCUUCUUAAUUGCUCAUGUACUACAUCGAUCGGUAAUUCUCUCUUUGAGUUCACGAAGCGGCCACGGCGUUCCAAACCUGACGCCCACAGUCAUCUUUUAGUGUGAACCUACCGUGAACGGCGUGUCGGUUUGAAUGCAACGCGAGCAUUUCUCUGAGUUUCCCAGCGCCAACAUCAUCUAACUGACUUAAACUCGAACAAUACAAAAAUUAUAGAGUGACUCCCAUGAUCGAAUCGCUUCGAACAACGCAAGUAGCCUUCUUCAGGUUCGCAACGCUUUGUGGGUUUUUCAGGGGGAGCGCAGACGAGGUACAAAAAGUAUCCGUGCAAGGGUUCGUGCAAGAGAAAAUCAUAUGAAACCAUUUGUGAGAACAUCGUUUCUCGGUACCAGACCCUCGUGUCUUCCCUCCCCCGGGAGGCCGUUUUUCGCCGCGGACGACCGAAAGCCCAUUUUAUGACUGGGCGCACAGGCAGCCCAGUAAUAAUAGCAUGAUUUCUACGUGAUAUUUGGCAUAAAUAUACCACUCGUGAUAUUUCAAAAUUGUCUCAAAUUUCACUCGCCUAAGGGCUCGCGAAAUUACAUAUAACAAUUUCGAAAUAUCACCUGAGGUAUUUAUGCCAAAUAUCACAACAAAUCAUGCUAUUACCUAUACAAACCCGCAUAUAAGAACCUGGAAUUCUUGAGGUCAGGCCGAACAGGUUCCUAUAUUUAGGGUAGUUUUUCACAGUUCAGGCUGAUUAGCUUCUAAUAGGUUCUUAUUUUUAAGAGGUUGUCGUAAUGUAACCAUUGGCAGACAUAUGUAGAUAUUUUAGAUUUUAAAUCGUCGAUAUUUGGAAAACAUAUUUCUACUGAAAAUCAAAUAACUUUUUGUCAGAAGUUUCUCACGCAAUUAAAAUCCAGAAUUUUGACCAUCAAACUUGGAGUUAUUUUUUUGUAUGAGAACCUAUUUUUCUUUGCCAGGCUGAACAGGUUCUUAUAGUUUUGGGUAUUUAAAUGCCAAAUUUCAGCCUGUAAGUUCUUAAAUCACUAGGCCCUUAUAUGUGGGUUUUUACUGUAUUUAAGACAUCCCUAAAAUGUAAUCCCGAGUUUCAACUCUGGAUCGGGUGCACAACGUAAACAGCUAUAAACUUUUUUGCUUCACAACACCAAGUUGGAUUUUAUUAAACUAGAGAUCCUCUCAAAGCUCAGGUCAAGGGCUAGCAUUAGGAAUAACGCGAAAAGAAGCCAAGAGAGAGAGAGAAAAAAAAAUUUCGUUUACACCUCCAACCCGGAACCUUUGCUUGAUAGACGCGCUUUUUUCUUCCCAUUCUUCGCUAGUUCGGAGUUAAGACAGGUGGGAUGGGGAAGGAAGGGGCUUGAUUUAGACCGUUUACAUUACUCCUAACAUCGCUAAUUUACAUAUCUUUGUCGAAGAAGGAAGAGCUAUAAAUACAAACAAAAGCCAGCAAUUGUUCUGUGACUGCGGUGAGUUUUAAGAAACAGAUGAAAUCAGUUGUUAACAACCGUUAAGUAUGGUCGUUAUGCUAAGAACGUAUUUGACUCGCUUGCAAAACGGCUUGCAAAGUUUUAAUUUAUUGUAACGUUUAUUGCAUAGCGAAUGUCCAGCUCUUUAAAAUGGACUAUAGAAUCUUGCAUUACUUAUGAAAGUAAAUCACGUAACGUUUUAAUUUGUAAAAGAAGGAAACAAUUUUGAGUCCACGCUUAAAUCUGGCGGGUCCUUUCAGUUUUGGGACCGCGACUUUUCCCCCACUACCUUUGAGGCCUCACCUAUUGUUCGGUCACGCGCUAUCCACCGGUUACACCUGUUACGCAGGCUAAUGCAUGGGAAAAUCUGCGGAGCAAGUUAAGACUGGUUCUAGUCUUCUUAUUUUAUGCGGGUAACUAGACCUAGACUUGAACUGGUCAAUUACCAUAAUGGGAAAAGCAACAUUAACGUACAAUAAAAUUUCAAUUAACAUCGCAUAAAAUAUUGCAUCAGGGGUAUGUAUGACCUCUCAUUGCCAUUUUUUUCGUUUUCUCUUGCAACAGUUUUAGAAUGGGACAUUGACCUAAUCUUACUAUCGUAGAUGCAUAAAAAAGUAAACGUUUAACAUGAAUCUACAAAAAGAGAGUGGGGUGGGAAUGUUUUUGACUAUGGAAUAGGGAGUCACAACUAAAACACGGUGAACGGCAAAUUACACAAUUUUUGACAUACAUGUAGAUCAUUAUCAUUUUGAAAAGUGCAUGGUGGCAAAUUUCUUUCUGCUGUGUUUAUUAAGGUCAGUAUUGGUGAAUUUUGAUAGUUGUUUUAAUUGCCACCACAAGAAAAUAGUUGUUACCCUGGCCCCUUUAAAGCUGAUUAUUAUCCAUGCUUUAAGAAAUCGUAAAGGGGCAAAGCGAUGGUCACUCGCUGUCUAUAUCAAGGAAAGCAUUUCCUCGGAUUAUUGUCUAACUUUGCUGGUUCUUUUAUAUUAAAAAAAGACAUCCACUCACUAUUUGGGUAAAUUUUUAAAUGUAUCCUACAGCCUGAGUGAUCCCAAAACUGACAAAGGAAUAUUAUAUUUAUCUACCCCUUUUUUUCUUUGAUUCUUAAAUUUUCCAGGAUUUUCAAAGGUCAGAACUGCCUAGCUACAUUGUAGAUUAGCUUCACAAAGGAGUUGAAGCAAGUUUACUUGCUUGAAUUUGCAAACGUUUCUUGUUUGGCAUAUUUUAGACAUUGACCGUCAGUACUGUUCAAGUUCAUGUUAAACAGACAUAGUUUAGUUUCUGCAAACUAAAUAACUAAAGAUAAUGACUUUCUAGAGAGGAUAGCAAGUAAAAGGAAAACUAGUGACCCUAACCCUUGCUAAUACAAUAAUAAUACAAUAACCCUUGUUAAUACAAUUAUAACAGUCUGUGACACCAGAACAUUCCUUUGUUUAUAACUACUUUCUUGAAAACACAGCCAUAACAACUUGGUUGUUGUGAGUUCCACAAUAGGGUAUUUAUUGCUGAAGGUCUUAUUACAAAGCUAUGGGUGGGGGAAAGCACAUUUUUUAACACUCAUGAUCAUCUAACACUGACAGAAGAUCACAUUCAUAAACACUUACAUGUGAAAAGUCAUUAAAAAUUCUGCCUUAAAUCAAGCCAUUUGUUUUUCUAAUUUAUUAUGCAAAGGUGCAUGUAAGUCUGAUCUUGAGGAUAGGAAGCAUGAGUCAUCAACAGUUCUCGAAUGUUGAAUGUUCACGCAGUUUUCAUUCAAAAAUAUUAUACAGUGCAAGCACUAUAAAGCAGCUGCCCUCAGGGAAGGGACAAGUGGCUGCUUUAAUAGAGGUCAGUGCCACCUGGUAAAGCCUUGAUUUCUCAUGACUACUCUUUAGUCAAGAAGGAGUUUGUAUCAAAAGUUAAUUGCACAAUUAAAUUUUGCAUUCACCCAGUUGAUUUGUAUUGGGGCUACACAGAGGUGUGCUUGUGACUCAGUUAUGACCUAUUGAUUUGACAUAACUCUGAUAAAUAAUUUAUGAAGUUAACAAGUCAGAACUUACAAUAUAACAAUCAUCUACUUGUGUCUUGUAUUUUUGCCAUCUUCUAAGGCAAUCAAUUUAGACCUCCAAAGUGGACCAUUGGAACCCUAUGUUUUUCCUACAUGGGGCAGUUUUUUAACCUCUAAAAAUCCAUAGGGUUGGAGGUUAGGGGUAUGCUUAGAUGUUCACGGAACAUUGAAAUCUUUGAAUACAGUCAAAACUCACAUAAGCUGCCACCUCAGGAAAUAUUCUCAAAAGUGGCUGCAGCUUAAAGUGUGUCGUUUACAAGAAUAGGCAGACAUAAACAACCAUGUGACAAACUUAUUGAGGGCAGUGGCUUUCAAGAGUUUAAAGCAAAGAGCUAGUGGUAUGUUGUAAAUUACGAAAACAUUUGUGCAAACUAAUGUUAAAUAACGUUAUGCAUUAUCCUCAUUUUGAUCAAGAUAAGUAAAUGUUUUUUUGUGUGUGUGUGUGUGUGUGUGGGUGGGGGCGGGGGGGGGGUUGGGGGUCCAAAGCUCCCAUCUCCUGUACUUCGCAUUCCCGGCUCCUGCCAAUUUUCUUGACUUUCUCCACUUCACACUUUUUUUAUUGGAAAAUAUUAAGCAUUGUUGCAUACUUUCCCCAUAUUUCUCCAACUUCCCACCCUACUGGAACUCCCACCUCCCUCUCUUUCCUCUCCCACCUCCCAUUCGCCUAUUUUCCAGUGCUGCUAACCCUCUAUGCUCCCCUGCUUUAUUCAAAUGUACAGCAAGAGGUAGCCUCAAAGAACUUGAAACGAUGGAAAAGACCAGCCAGUAAUUCACCAAAGUGGUCAAGGUCCCUUGCAAGAACCAUUUGUUACAGAGCUUAAGUGACAGUUCAAACGGGGUAACACUAUGCUAGUGAACCAAUAUAAAUGACUAGCUCCCAGCUGGCUUGCUAGCUCAAUCAAGACGGACCAUUAGAAAACUUGUGAGGGGGACGGGCGAGUACAAAAAAAUAUUCGCGCAAAGGAAAAUUAAAUGAAAAAAAAUUCUCGCACAGCAAUUAAUCCUAAAAAAUAUUCAUGCUAUACCCUGGGUACCAGAGGUUUUUCUCGCGUGCGGCGCGAAUUUUAGGCCGACACCGAAAAACCUCUGGUACCCAGGGUAAGUUAAUACUUGGAGCCUAAGCACUAUAGUUGGGUACGCCUUCGGGCACAUGAUGGUGUUGUGUUAAGACGGAAUCCACCAGGAAAUUGAGUAAUUUUAAUUUUCAGUGGACAAAAACCUCGUACCAGAAUAAUGUAAAGAAUAUUGAAUUCUUUUUUACAUUCUUCAAGGGCCAAAGAUGUAAUAAAUCAUCUGUAGUAACACCAAAGAAAAUUUCCCAUGGAAGUCCGAGAAAAUGAAUUUCAAAUUUCACAAGAAUUGUGAUUACACAGGUAAAAUUCUGAAAAUUUCAUGUGUAAGAUGUAAUUUUGUGAAAUUUGACAUUCAUUUUCUCGGGCUCCCAUAACAAAUUUUUUUUGGUGUUACUACAGAGGAUUUCUUACAUCUUUAGCCCUUGAAAAAUGUGAGAGAGAAUGUAAUAUGCUUUAAAUUAUUCUGGUACAAGGUUUUUGUCCACUGAAAAUUAUAAUUACUCAAUGUCUUGGUGGAUUCCGUCUUAACACUUUGUGCACCCUAUAUGUAACUGUGAACGUAUUUGUUCCAUUUCGCCAAGUCAGACAUCAUUAUGAAACGUGCGCAUAGCAGGAGGUUAUGAGUAUGUAAAGCAGUGCACUGCCUCAGAACUAACAGAACCCAUGUACAUAUAAGGCAACUUUGCCCACCUUACACCAAUGUGCGCGAAUUCUGAAUGCGUACUUAGAAAGGGUGUGUGCACAUUAGUGCCCAGCGCGUACCGUACUCGAGAAUAGUGCCCGCUGAACACCUAGUGUAUACAAAAAUGAAAAAGCAUUAGUCACAUAUACGACUGCUUGAAGAUAAUUGUCGAUCAUCUCUUGUCAGUUCAACAAUUCCCAUUAACGCAUAGAAUAAGGCGCUCGAGCAAUUUGAUCAAAUUUGGUUGAGUUAUAUUUAUCCAUGCAUAUCCCCAUAAAUCAGUUAUUUGUUUUCUAUACAGGAUGUUCCUACCCUCUGGGGAUGGAGAACAGAGACUUACCCGAUGCCCAGAUAACAGCUUCCAGUAAGUAUGACACCGCACACGGCCAGUCCAAUGGCAGACUCAAUUUCAAGGCUGGAGGAGGUAAGACUGGCGCAUGGUCUACCAAAACAAAUGACGUUCAUCAGUGGCUACAAGUAGAUCUUGGGCAAGAAAUGGAAGUGCAGGCGAUACAAAGUCAAGGAAGACAAGACCGUCAUCAGUCGGUCAAAAGCUAUACUGUAAUGACGGGAUUACCUUCACAGCGUAUGGCCAAAACAGGGUAUGUAGAGAACACAGUAAAAAGUGCCGUAAAACCUGCAAACGAAAUAGGUAUUUGUAUGGUUUAAGCAAAUUCAAAAGGCUUCAAACUGUACCAAUAUUAACCUUUCAGACCUAAAACAACCAACAUGCAAUCACAGAAGCCAUCUAACAGUGAUUCUCUCUCAGCCCAAAACAAAAAAAACUGAUUAACAUUUAAGGGUGGCCGGUUUCUUUUUAAGAGUGGAAAACAGAAGUCUUUUUUUUUAUCACGGAGUCAGCUUUGAAAAGCAAUCGGUUCGUAAGUCAACAGAAAGUGUAGCUCAUUUGCUGAUAAUGCAGUCGAUAACAAUAUUGAAAAAGAUGAUAAACAAUGUGCUUUUUACGUUAAAACAGUCCAGUUUUAUUCCAUUUAUGCAGGUCUUUCGGGCAAACAGAGAUCAAAACUCCGUGGUUUUAGGCCUGUUUUCACCAUCCAUCAAGGCAAGGUAUAUUCGUCUACAUCCUCAAACGUGGAAUGUCCAUAUUUCCAUGCGGAUUGAGCUCUUGGGUUGUCCAAUAGGUAAUAAUUAUUGUCUUUACAACCAAUAGUUGACUAAGGAUAUAAAUUGUUUUGCAUUGAAAUCUCCAGUGGAGCAUUGAAACAGUUGAGCUAAAGGCUACCUAUAAGGCAAGCGCAGCCAUAUCCUAAAAGCAAGUCAUAACCUACCUCGCGAGGGUUGAACGUAAGUAGGGGAGGAUGGAAAAGGGUAGGUGAACAAGUUACGACUGGGGUUGAAAGGUUUGAUCAUCGAAUCAGUAAAGGAGGCGUUUUUUUUUUCUUUCUUGUUCAUCGAUACUGGCGCAGCAAAGAAGAAAUUGCACAGCAACAGCGAUAUUAGGUUCAACGCUCGAUUGAGAACAGUUGUCUUCUAAAAUAAGCUUGCCGUGGAUGAUUCUAUGGAACAACGGACAUUAUAAAAGAUAUUAUUCUUGCAUGUUACGUCGACCCCUCUCGCUCUUGGUUCUGGUAUAAACCAUGUAAAACGGAAAGGCAAAAUGAAAUGCACAGAAUGCGGACUGGCGCUAAAAAGGGAAGGGAUAAAGGGAGAAAAGCGAAAGGGAAAAAGUAGAGGGAGCCUUUCCUUUCUUUCUCUCUCAAAUCUCCUCUUCUUUCCCUCCCUUUCCUCCCCUUUGAACGCCUGCCACGCAGGCCAGUUUCUCAGGGUUACAAAAGGUCAAAUACAUGACAAGAGAGAGAACCAAGCAUGGAAAGUCCGCAUGUGAAUGACCUCCGGUGAUGUGUAGCAAAAAUACAGGCAGUCUCUAAACAAAUUUUAUCACAUAUGCACAGUUUGCUCAAACCCUCUCGGGAUGGAGAACAAGAACAUACCCGAUGCACAGAUAACAGCGUCGUCCGAGUACAACAACAGAACACGUUCUUACUAUGGGAGACUGAACCUCGAGGCUGACGGAGGCAACGCUGGUGCAUGGUCUGCAAAAUAUAAUAACUACAAUCAGUGGCUACAAGUGGACCUUGGAGAAAAAACACAGGUGACAGGAAUUAAGACCCAGGGACAAGAACGCGACACCUGUCAGUGGGUGAAGAGCUAUACUAUCUCCUACAGUAACGACGGCAUCGCCUUCACAGCCUACAAGCAAAACGUGGUAUGUAGAGAAUAGAAAUUGACUUUUGCCCUAGAGCUGUCUGUAAUAGAGGUAACCACGAAAUACCGCGAAAAGGGCACCCCUGCCACACGAUGCGUCAAAAAAUGUAAUGAGAUAUAAUAUAAUUCCACAAUAUGUAGAGUACAGUUGAUAUUAAGAAACGUAUUGGUACACUAGUGUCAACCGUCCAUACAUCAUACGGUGAUUAACGUUUUAAACACUCUCAGCACGUGUUGUUUCAAACACUGCUGUUCUUGUUCGAAACAUGAGAUAUAUUAUAUGGGCAGUCACAGUUAAGAGAGAACAGUUUUCUCUGGAUCAUUUUAUACUUUAACAAAUAAAAAUCGAAUAGGCCAUUUCCGAGUGUUCCCCAAACCUCUGUUCACAGCGAGAUUAAGUGUGAAGCCAUUUAUAUGAAAAUAACGUUUUAUUAUCAUGCAAAUGAAACACGAAAGGGUUUGCAAACAGCCUCGUUUUGAAAGUGAGGGUUUUUGAAACUUGGAAAAUGGCGCAACUCUACACCAUCUGUAUCAAGCAAGAUCAUCAUAUCUGAAAUGGUCUCUUUCUGGAGAAUUAAAUAAAUAGUAUUCGGCUUUUAUUUCCAAACGUUGCCGCCGUUGGAUUCCAACGGUGCUUUCCUAAGCCGGGGGCCAAUGUAAAAGGUUUUGAGAGAAAAAUAAUGGUGUUUGGGAAAAGGGGUAACUGACGCUAGAUGGUUACUUACAGGGAGAUUGCCAAAAAAGUCGACGGUAUUUCAUUUCAGUCUUUGUAGUAGUCAAUACUGAACGCAUCUUAGUUCAGUUCAGCUGAUAAAUUUUGUAGUGUUUUAUGAUGAAGAGGAUUGAGUGACUAUAAUAAGGUUAUCUGUAAUAACAUAUAACCGUUAUCCUCUUUUCAAAACUGCAGGUCUUAAAGGGAAACAGUUACCAUGACACAGAGGUGUUGCACGUUUUUGUCCCACCCAUUCAAGCACGCUACAUCCGGGUACAUCCUAGAAAGUGGCACGAGCAUAUUUCCAUGAGAAUGGAACUCUUAGGUUGCCCAGGUAUUGGUUAGUUCUCUUUCGAAAAGAGCUUUAACAAGACCCAGGGACAAGAACGCGACACCUGUCAGUGGGUGAAGAGCUAUACUAUCUCCUACAGUAACGACGGCAUCGCCUUCACAGCCUACAAGCAAAACGUGGUAUGUAGAGAAUAGAAAUUGACUUUUGCCCUAGAGCUAUCUGUAAUAGAGGUAACCACGAAAUACCGCGAAAAGGGCACCCCUGCCACACGAUGCGUCAAAAAAUGUAAUGAGAUAUAAUAUAAUUCCACAAUAUGUAGAGUACAGUUGAUAUUAAGAAACGUAUUGGUACACUAGUGUCAACCGUCCAUACAUCAUAUCAACCUGACUAAACGGUGAUUAACGUUUUAAACACUCUCAGCACGUGUUUUCAAACACUACUGUUCUUGUGUUAAACAUUACAUACAUUAUAUGGGCAGUCACAGUUAAGAGAGAACAGUUUUCACUAGAACAUUUUAUACUUUAACAAAUAAAUUUCCGAGUGUUCCCCAAACCUCUGUUCAAAGCGAGAUUAAGUGUGAAGCCAUUUAUAUGAAAAUAACUUUCUAUUAUCAUGCAAAUGAAACACGAAAGUGUUUACAAUUAGCCUCGUUUUGAAAGUGAGGGUUUUUGAAACUUGGGAAAUGGCGCAACUCUACACCAUCUGCAUCAAGCAAGGUCAUCAUGUCUGAAUUAAGCAAAUAGUAUUCGGCUUUUAUUUCCAAACGUUGCCGUCCUUGGAUUCAAACAGUGCUUUCCGAAGCCGGGGGCCAAUGUAGAAGGUUUUGAGAGAAAAAUAAUGGUGUUUGGGAAAAGGAGUAACUGACGGUAGAUGGUUACUUACAGGGAGAUUGCCAAAAAAGUCGACGGUAUUUCAUUGAAGUCUUUGUAGUAGUCAAUACUGAACGCAUCUUAGUUCAGUUCAGCUGAUAAAUUUUGUAGUGUUUUAUGAUGAAGAGGAUUGAGUGACUAUAAUAAGGUUAUCUGUAAUAACAUAUAACCGUUAUCCUCUUUUCAAAACUGCAGGUCUUAAAGGGAAACAGUGACCAUGACACAGAGGUGUUGCACGUUUUUGUCCCACCCAUUCAAGCACGCUACAUCCGGGUAUAUCCUAGAAAGUGGCACGAGCAUAUUUCCAUGAGAAUGGAACUCUUAGGUUGCCCAGGUAUUGGUUAGUUCUCUUUCGAAAAGAGCUUUAACAAACAAGGCGUACUCCGCCUUUCUUACUGACUAGGCUGACUCAUUAUACACUAGAAAGGACACUGCACGCCUUUUCUCUAAGUAAUUUUAUUCAAAGAAAAUUGAUCAAAGAUUUUGUGAUGAAAACCGCUGCACACAGUGUGGUAACAAGGUCUAACAAUAACAGUCUAUGUAGAGAAUAUAUAAAAUAUAUAGAGCGUUUUCACAAGACGUCACGGCAGCCAUUUUGUUGUUCCAAAACAAUGAUACGGCGGCCAUAUUGCACUCUUAAACUGACAUAGAUACACUUAUUCAAUUUCAACUUUACGAACUGCUUAUCCACUUAUGCAGCCUUACCCGACUGCCAAAAUAAAAAUUCAACGCCUUAUACGAGCAAACUAUUCUCAUGAUCGAGCGCAAGCAUGAAAAAGAAUAAACUAACGUUACUGAGAAAGCUACCUUUCUAUUAUCCUUAAUUUGUUUUACAUAAAUAAAUAAGCGGAAACCUUUACUGUCUGUCAUCACCUUACGAUCAAAAUAUCGAUUCCGGGUCUAUAUUUGAUGCAAUACGAGGGGUAGCCUGAGUAUCAGGCGUUUCUGGGGAAAAGGGGAAAUCUCCUCUCCCCUAGCCCCUAGCCCCUUAGGAAGGCCUGAUACUCAGGCUAUACGAGGGGGAGAACAAAUAUCUAAUCAGUCAAAGUUUCUGUUGUUUACUGAUAAAUUCGGCCUAAAAGGUAUCCCUAAUCGCUCAACAACGUUUUGUAAUACGCCGUUUAGAACUUCUUUUCGUAUCACUUUUUUUGUUACUUUCAACGUCGAGUCGAAGACAGAAAGGGCAACUAGAUGACUCAGCAAUUAUAUUAUAGCAGUAGUUUCAUUGCUUGUUUAUCGCGUUUUUUAUUCUUUUCCAAUACUUUCAGUGACGCCGAAUCCAACAACCACAUCGCCUACAACGACUCUCCCUCCAACAACGACUCUUUCUCCACCAACGACUAUAUCUCCAACAACAGCCGGACUUCCACCAGGUAACAUUACCCAGGGGCGGAUCCAGGAUUUUUUUUAGGAGGGGGUGCACUUGUCUCUUACUCUACUUCAACACCAAUAAACCACAUAGCGUUUUUUUUUUUUUGCAGAAUACCAGUUGUAUUAGAAAACCGCAGGUCAUCUCGGGGGGGUGCGCACCCCCUGCACCCUCCCCCUAGAUCCGCCCCUGUUACCAGUAUUUCUUACUUACCGCUAUUUAGGCCUAUUUAGUUGCAAGCUUGUUUGCUAGGUUUUUGGGUGUCUACUAUUACUUGAACCUGAAUAUAAAAAGCCAGUGAGAAAGUAAAGAUGACAUUUACAUGUUUGCGCGCUGUCGUCUUCAUACUAUAAUGUAGUUACUUUCGAUAACAUGAGAAUAGAUUUGUAAGUUUACACCUGUUCGUGACUUCCGGCUACCCUUAGACUACGAGUAGUCCCCCAUGUUUCCUCAGGGAUAGUAGAGCGAGCGAAACGCGAGCGCGCGUGAAAAUCACCCCACGCGUUUCACGCGCGCUCGCGUUUUGCUCACUCUACUAUCCCUGAGGAAAAAUGGGGGACUGCUCGUAGUCUAGGCUAACCUUUUCGCGUUGCCGUCCUCAUUCUACAUGAAGUUGAUUUCGAUAACAUGAGAAUAGAAUUUGUAAGUUUACACAUGUUCGUGACUUCCGGCUAACCUUUUCGCGUUGCCGUCCUCAUUCUACAUGAAGUUGAUUUCGAUAACAUGAGAAUAGAGUUUACAAGUUUACACAUGUUCGUGACUUCCGGCUAACCUUUUUGCUUUGUCUUCCUCAUACUACAUGAAGUUGACUUCGAUAACAUGAGAAUAGAAUUUGUAAGUUUACACCUGUUCUUGACUUCCGGCUAACCUUUUUGCUUUGUCAUCCUCAUACUACAUGAAGUUGACUUCGAUAACAUGAGAAUAGAAUUUGUAAGUUUACACCUGUUCGUGACUUCCGGCUAACCUUUUUGCUUUGUCAUCCUCAUACUACAUGAAGUUGACUUCGAUAACAUGAGAAUAGAAUUUGUAAGUUUACACCUGUUCGUGACUUCCGGCUAACCUUUUUGCUUUGUCAUCCUCAUACUACAUGAAGUUGACUUCGAUAACAUGAGAAUAGAAUUUGUAAGUUUACACAUAUUCGUGACUUCCGGCUAACAUUUUCCAUGGCACUAUGGCCACGGUUAGCUGCAAACGUUCACUAGCUAUUGCAGAUUCUUCCAAGCUCAAUAGUUAAUACAGAGUCAACCUAAACAUAUUCUUGUUAAACAGACAUGGAUUUCUUAAAUUCAAUUUGAAAGCGCCUCCUUGUACGAAAGAAAAUCUUUACGAUCAUAUUUGUCUUAACUGAUAGAAAAACUAAUGUUUACUGAGGUGGUGGGCUGCAGGUCCAAUGCUCCGAGAUCGAAUCCUACUCGUGCUGACCUGGAAUUUUCAUUCCUUAAAAAUUGAAAAGAAAUAGACUUUCAUGAACAUUUGACGAGCAGAAAUUUCAAGAGACAGAGAAAUUUCAUGUUGGAAAGGGGAAAUGUCAUGUGAGAAGGAAAUGUCAGUUUGGAGUAUGGAGAUAUGAGGCAUUUACAUCAUCACUUCAAGGUGUCUAAUCUUGCUGAGUCAAAUGCUGACUUGGGGCCUGUUUAAUUAAGGAGGAAGGGUGACCCUAUAAAUGGCAUUUAUUCUGUGCAAAGUUUUACGAUAAAACUAAAAGAGGAUUCAAGGUCCUAGCGUUUUUAUAUCCUACUCGCAUGGUAAGCAGUAGAAAGUGGUGAAAUUGUGAUUACUCAAACAUCACGUCUGGACGAGGCCCGGGGGGGGGUACUUCCUUAUAAGGGCUUAAUGGGGACGCCUGAAACCACAUUGAUAAGGUAGAUGCAUAAAUAGAAAGUGACUAAGUUGGGAUCGCGAAAAUUACAUUUUCCAAAAAGUGACUAAGAGGGGUUCUAUAAUUGGCCCAAAAAUAGACUAUAAUAGGAUAGGGGCUCUGAGAGGCCAGGAAACAUAAACCCAAGUACCCCCCCGGGGGGGGGGGGGUACGUGCUUUCCAAAUCCAAUUGACGUAAGUGAUAUCGUUGAUUCCAAUCUAUACCAACCUAAUCCUUUUUAACAUUAUACCGUUAAGAACAAGGCAGCACGUAUAAAACGUCAUACGUUUCCUGUUACGGUAUAUAAAUUCCGCUUCUCAAGGAAUAGAAACAAAAUUAAAUGGAGACACGGUCCGGCAGUGAAAAUGAGUUUAACAAGACUGCUGUUUUUCCUUCCAUUUUUUUGCUCCUUUUCGUCGGCCAAACGUAAGUAAAAUGUAGUUCACUUCUGCAGUGUAUAAUUUUUGCAAUACAGAAGUUCAAAGCCAGAAUCAAUCUGACCUGCUGAAACCAGUUGCAGUAUGGUAAAAUGAUAGUUAAAGCUAUCGGCGUUCCAUUGCUAUACUGAUCUGUGGUUCACGAAGACCAAUUUUACAAAUCAUAAAAUAACAGUGCUAGGUUUUCUGGAAAAUCCUGCAAGCCAUGCAGUUAAUUCGCAAAUCGCGAGGUACUUUCUCCUAAAAGUGAAUGUAUAGUUUUUAUUGGGAUUCUUUAGUUUACUAAAGUCUUGUUUUCGGAGUUUGCUAUGCUGUUCCGGCAUUCCUGACCGAGUUCCAAUACUUGUAAGGCUGGUUCCUUGUUUCGAAACCUACAGGCGGAUUUGCAAAACUACCAUUUUUCACGAAUGAAAUCUGCACCGUUUUCCAAUUCAUCGAUUUUUGUUGCAUAAAAUUAUCCCAUCAGGGUCGUCCACCGCAAUUAUGCAUCAGUCAAUUCCACCUGCGCGCAGCCCCCGCCCCCGGCUACUGCGGGGAAUUUGCCCUCCUUGUCAGUCCCGGGGGUAUUUGCAACUUUUCGCACUGCCCGGGGGCUGGGCAUUUGCCAACCCCGGGGCAAUUCCCGAGCUUUUGACACGCACGCGGUUUCCUAUCAGAAUAUAACUACACAGAAGGUUUUACUGGAAAAAAGGCUGAUUGGCUCAUCUGUCAAGGACAGGAAUAAAUUGAAGAGGGCUGUAAAGGCAUGUUCUAGAUUUUACGCAUGCAUUUCUUCAUUGCUUAUCAAGCCAGAAUUACAUAGCGAAAUUGGAGCUAUCGAUGUGAAUCAACGUUUUGGGGGUAUUGAAUCAAAUUUCUGUUUAUAUUAUUUGAAGAACAUCCCUUCAUAUUUAUAAAACUAUUCAUAACAUAUCACUUUACAGCGCUCCGUGAAUUUUAAUGACAAUAAUUUUAUACUAAACCAUAAAUUGGUGCAUGUCGUCGCGGCGUGAAGUCUUAAUUAGAAUCCUGGCGCUAUUACAAGGGAAGACGUUAAUUGAAACCGCACAUUGAAAAUCGCACAUGAAAAUGCUUAAAAAGGCACUAUUCGACUGUGCGAUCAAUGAAAAAUGUUGCAGUGUUGACGCAGGACGGGGCAUUUGCCCUCUUUUUUCGUCCCCACCCCGGGGGAUUUUACAGCUCAAGAGUCCCCAUCCCCGGGAAUUUGUCAUCCAAGGCAAAAUAAAUGCUAAUGCCCGGGGGUCAGUCUGGGAAGGGGGGGCUAAGCACAGGUGGAAUUGACUGAUGCAUUAUUCACGUGAAAACUUCUCGGCAAAAAACAAACAAAAUAUGGCCACGCGGAUAGGAAAACUAAUCACACCGAUGGUAGAUGGUCGCCAACAAGAGGUCGUCGCAUUCGCAGGUUUGAUGUUAACACUUUAGGUCCCAAGAGUGACCAACAUCAAUAUUCUCCUAACAACACCAGCAGAUCAUCAAGAAUCAAGAGUAAAGGUUAUGAGAAUUAAUAAAUUGAUUACCAAAGGGAGAACGCUUUGAUCUUAAACCAAAUUCUCUCGACUAUUUCUAAAGAAAUGUACGGAGAUCAGCCUGGAAAAUUUUUGUACGUGGACCUUGGGGCUUAAAGGAUUAAGAAACUCACGAGCCUCGAUAUAACCAAGGGCUAAGGCACCGGCCAAAUUUGUCGCUAUAAUAAGGUAUCGUUGUCAACGCUGUCGUUCUUUUUUACAGGAGCGUAAAGUAUAUACCUCUUAUUAGCCGAGUUUUCGGUCCGCACUGUAAAUUACGGACCGAGUUUUUUCCAUCGAUUUAUGGCCCGCGUGCUUCGCGCUUGGGCCAUAAAUCGAUGGAAAAAACGAAGCUUUUCAAGGUAAGUUUGUUGUCAUUGUCGAAGAUUCGUUCGUUAAUUUUUUUGGGAAAACGUCUCGAAUUACUGCCAGUUCAGCCUUGUCUUCAAGGGGUUCAAGCGAGAUCAGCGUUAAAAUUUUCAAACACGGACCAUCUUUUCUUCCACGGAAAGGUUACGAUUCAGUUUCUGCAUCAGCUUCGUUCGCGUUCAAACAAAGCUAGGUUAAAAUCUGGAAAGGCAAAAUCAACAUCCCAGUCCUCAGGGUUUACAGACAUAGUUUAAGUAUAUUCGGUCAAAACUAAGAGCACUGUAAAAUUAAAAUUCACUUGCCAAUGUGACGCUGGAGUCUUUUGAAAACUGGACAUUGUGUCUGGCUCGCAGUCGCUUCUAUCUUUCUUUCGUUGGUCUUUGGAAAAACACUGCAAAUGACAAAGAAGCUCGUCAAGAUGAUCGGGUGCAGGCAUGUUUGUUAUCAUAUUUGUCGAAGAAAUUACUCAUUUUCUCUUAGGCAAACUUUGCAAAUUCUGGCAGAGAUUCGAGAUGUGACAUCUCGAACCUCUGCCAGUCGAUUUUCGUCUUCUUAACUGUGUACUACGAUAAAAUUUUCAAACACUGACUAGAAUCCUCUUCGAUCAUCGCCUUCGUGCACAAAUAAACACACGGUUUAAAAUGUUGAGGGACAAAGUCAAAAUCUAAGCCCUCAAGGUUGAUAGACGUCUUGUAACUUAAUUUCAACGUUUUUUUUCCAAGGUAAAGAGAUUUAGAGCUCCGAAAUGAGCAUUGUCUUUGAAAUUUUGGUCCGUAUAGCAAGUUACGGACCGCAAAUUGAAAAACUGCACAGUGAAAACAGACUCAGCCAUAUAAUAACGUUCGUUACACCGAUCGACGACUUCGUCACAAGCAGUUUUUGUCACCAUCGAGGUUCCAUAUUCAUCUGGCCCAGCUAGCCUGUUUUAGGCUCCGAGAUAGUCGAGUCCGCGAUAUUGAGAAAAACACCUCAGAUCACGCACUCGUUCUUUUUUUUUUUUUUCUUUUUUCCAUGCCUAUUACCUAUGUGAGAGCCUGGAACAGGCUAUGGCCAAGACUGAAAGCGGAACUAUUUUUUAAACAAUAAACUUUAAACAACUGCACGCAGAGAAAAGUAAAAAAAAGUAUACUCUCAUUACAAUAAUUAUCACUACCCUGGGUGCCAGGGCCCGGUUGCAUAAAACGUCCGUAACAACUACGGGUACACGUACGUGCACUCGUAACAUAAGUCAGUUGCAUGAAAUCACUUAAGUGGUCCACUUAGGGAAUUCACUUAAGUGGUUGCACUUACGAUUUUCGUAAGUGUUCACUUAAAUGUCGUUUAUGCAACAGAAAUUGCGGGUGUUGCAUAAAACUUUUUUUACGCGAAAAAUAGCACGUAUAUUUACGGGACCUAUGUAGGUCCCGUAUCGUUACUUUUUUUACUAAAUUUAACGAAAUCUUUUACUGAGAAGUGAAAAAAAGUAUUUUUCUUCACAUAAUUCGUUCUAAUGCGCUUUGUUAACCUCCGAUGUACACUUUCGUGAAAAAAGAAGAAGAACUAUAAUUUUCAGUAGAUAUUGAAGAAAAAUAACGUUUGCAUGCAAAUUUCAUUUUUUGAGGGGCUUAAAAGUGUUCGAAACGGCUUUUAACUUUCUUUACACUCACCGAUGGUUAGCUUAAAAGUAAAGAAUGAGUCAUUAAUAAAGUACUAUAUCAAGGUUACGUGUGCUCUUAAGUGAGCCCGUAAGUUACCACGUAAAACAGAAACUUACGAGAGUGCUAAGUGUGUUCCAUGCAACACCCGUAAGUGUACCCAUAACGGAUUCGUAAGUGACCUACUUAAGUGAGCACUUAAGUACAGGUUUUAUGCAACCGGGCCCUGAGCCUUUUCUAGCGCGGUUUCCGGUUUCUGUCAAGUCUUUUUCUCGCGGCUUCGGCCUUCGGCCAACACCGAAAAUUUCCGCCGCACGCGAGAAAAACCUCUGGUACCCAGGGUAGCGGACACCCACGGGAAGCGAAAAUGGUUUCCGUUACUGCAUGGAGCUGGCCGGCACUACAAUGGUUCUCAAAAGUGGCCACUGGAGUGAAAGGGUUACGUGCCCGCUAACGACGGCUUGCACAACUACAAAUAAACAUUGGAAAUCCAAAACGUAAAACGGGUUUGCUAGUGUUUGGCUAUACAGUUGUUUUGACAAUGCUGUAAUUCGGUCACAAGCAUAAAACUGAAUUGGUAUUUUAAUGAGUGCUUUUAUUGUCUCGGGUACAGGGGGUUCUUCGGUGUCAUCCGCUGGCCAACAAAUCUCCGAAGGCCAACGACACAAGCGGGUCAAUACAAAGGCUUGACGGAAGCCGGAAAUCACGUCAGAUAAGGUCUCUGGCAACCACACCAUACUUCACAAAAGGUAUCGAAGCGGAACAAGCGCUGGCAUAAGAAAGGGAAAAUUAACCAAAAAGCGACUAAUGUAAGCUUAACAACAAGGAAAUAAUCUCUGAAAGAACGUACUCAGUUAAGUCAAAUUCGUACAAAAAUAGUAAAUGUUCCGACAAAAAUAAACAACCAAAAAAUGAAUUUUGUUGGUCGCUGAAACUUCACUUAAGACUCAGAACUGAACCUUAAAAAAACGGUGUCGCUCAGGUCCCGGUUGUUCAUAAGUUGGAUAGCGUUAUCCACCGGAUAAAUCACUAUCCAGCGGAUAAGUAAUGGAGAAACUUCUUGCACUGUCCACGCGGCACUGGAAAGAGAUUUAUCCGGCGGAUAGCGCGAUCCGACCUUUGGACAACUAAGGUCUGGUCUUCCACUUACAUACAACAAAAAUUUCAUGCUCCUAUUCAAAUAAAAAUUGUUUGGGAAGAUCUCCAAAAUUGGUUUUGUUUCAGAAACAAUAAUAUAUUUCCAGUCUAUAGCUUCAAUGUAACAUUAGUAGAGAUAAGAAACAGUAGAAGUAAGUAAGAAACAAACUUUCUCAUUAAACUCCCGAAGACCCGUAUCUUCGAGUUACACAACUUUGCUUCAAUCAAAAGUUGUGAAAAGAAUCAACUAAACUCAUUUGUCAAAAGAGAGCAGAGCAGUUCUUUCUCCACAGAUUCAAAUUUUUUUGUGGCCAACUCGUUAGAGACAUUUUCGGAAAAUGGUGACUGUUUAUUUCUUUUUUCUCCUCUUUAAUAUUUCCCUCACCAUAUUCACUAAUAUUGAAUAAAACUCUGAAAAUUACGAAAUAACAGUGUAGUCUCUCGACAACCGUUGCAAAUUCCCUAAAAACAAACCACACCAUUAUCUAUAAAAAGACUCUGUAACAUCACAACCAUGACGACUAACCUUAUUACAAAACCUUAAACAAUAAACUCGUAGACUAUUAAAAAAGUGAUUCUCUAAGCCCACACAACCAUAGGACUAGAAUAUAAAAACAUUCCCGAUGCCAAUAUCACAGGCAGCGAACUUAAGAAAAAAAAAAGACUUACACUAGUAGGACUCUGUGGCGACCUAUUGAAAGCACACUCACCUUUUCAAAACAAUACAACUCUUAACUUCUACUAAAGCCAACUUAAAUAGUUCAUUCUCUGUGUAUAGCAUGUUCAGACCCUCUCGGACUGGAAAACGAAAAAAUUACCGAUGCUCAGAUCACAGCGUCAACCGAAUUUAACUCUGCACACGGCGCCACCAAUGGCAGACUCAAUUUCAAGGCUGGAGGGGGUAAGACUGGCGCAUGGUCCGCCCGCACAAAUGACGUUCAUCAGUGGCUACAAGUGGAUCUUGGAGCUAAAACCAAGGUGACAGGAAUACAGAUCCAGGGACGACAAGACGCGGAUCAAUGGGUUACGAGCUUUACUAUCUCCUACAGCAGCGACGGCAUCACCUAUACAUCUUAUGAGAACAGCAAGGUAUGGAAAAAAAUGAAAUUGUAGCAAAAGAAACUCAAGAAAAUGACUGAUUAAAUCUCGACUCACUAACAUGAAAGUGUCUUAAAUCUAGGGCCCACAUUCAAAACUUACCAUCGCAGUUACAUCCCACAAGUCACUAACUAGUUUAACCUUAACACUUCUCCAUCAUUUACCUGCUCCAGGUUUUUAAUGGAAACACGGACCGCAACACCGUGGUUUUGAAUGUUUUACACCCUUCCAUAGAUGCACGCUACAUUCGGGUGCAUCCUAAGACGUGGCGUGGCCAUAUUUCUAUGAGGAUGGAACUCUUAGGAUGUCCGUCAGGUACUGACAAUCUUGUUCGCUUUCUUCUUAAUUAACAAACAACUUCCCACUUCCUUUUACCACAGCGGUACACAAUUUACUCGCAUAGUCUUUCGACGACAGUUCACUCCUCUUAUUAUUACGUAGUCAAAGGCCCAAAUAAUUUCUUUUACAAUUAUGUAAUCAAUUUUAUGGAAUGACGUGUUGUGCCUUUAACCUAAGUAUCAUCCAUAGGAAAUACGUGACCUACGAAAAUCAAAAAGGAUCUAUUUUUGAACAAAUGCAAUUUUACAAACAACGCUAUAGCAACAAUGAGACUUCAAAAGAAUUUUUUUGCAUGUGGAACUUUUACAACAAUUUUUCGGACAUUGUGCUGUGAAUGAUAAACCACAGGAAAGUGCAAGUAGGAAUAAAAAUUGCAAGUCCUUAACGCAAUAAUCGUGCAAAAACAAUGGAACAUCAACUAGCACUAUAGUUGUCUAAACAAAUGUAUUCUCUUUGUAUAGCAUGUUCGGACCCUCUCGGGAUGGAGAGCAGAAAAAUAACCGAUGGCCAGAUCACAGCUUCAACGGAAUUCAACUCUGCACACGGCGCCACCAAUGGCAGACUCAAUUUCAAGGCUGGAGGGGGUAAGACUGGCGCGUGGUCCGCCCGCACAAAUGACGUUCAUCAGUGGCUACAAGUGGAUCUUGGAGCUAAAACCGAGGUGACAGGGAUACAGAUCCAGGGACGACAAGAAGCGUAUCAAUGGGUUACGAGCUUUACUAUCUCCUACAGCAGCGACGGCACCACCUAUACAUCUUAUCAGAACAGCAAGGUAUGGAAAAAAAUGAAAUUGUAGCAAGAGAAACUUAAGCAAAUGACUAAUUAAAUCUCGACUCACUGACAUGAAAUUGUCUCAAAUCUCAGGCCCACCUUAAGAAAAAACUUAGCACCACUGUUACACUCCACAAGUCACUAACUAGUUUAAGGUGGCUCCGUGAUUAACACAAGAGCAUUUAGCUGUGACAAAUUUUCCGUCAUAACUUUUUCGAUUUUAACGCGAUGGCUGCGAAACUUUGCAAUUAAGAACAGAUAUCAGUCGGCAAUAAUACGAAAUAUUCCGAUUUCAUUGAUGGUAAGUAUUUCUUGAGAAAUUAGCGCUUAAAAGGACCCUACUGUUCAAAGAAAAUCGCGUCUAGUAAAAAAUUUUGCAUAUAUGUUUUACUGAAAUUUCUGGUAUCGGCCUUAAUUGAUAUAAUAAAUAUGCCAGAGGAAUUUCAGAAAAAUCGUUGGAGCAGAAGUCCGUAACUAAAAGUCGGUCAAAAUUCAGCUGUGAAAUUGUUUUGGAAUUUCAAAAAUAAAUUACUAUCAGGAAGAAGGAGACACCAGUUUCAAUUUUCGGGACAAGCAACUUCAGUGUGUUUCCUAAUUUUGAAAACAGAAGCCGAUUGCCUAUCGUGCUAUUCUUUAAAAGGUACUUUUCAGUUUUAGAAGCACUAUAAAUUGCUCCAAACUUUGCUCUGACAUCGAAUGACUUGUUCCUCGACAUUUUUAAAAUAUCCCUUGGCAGUUUUGGUUUAAACUCCUGCUACAUACAUUUUGAUGUAUUGCAAAGCAUCCCCAACGGCUUUUCCUACUUUACGUUGUUUCCAAUUCAGGAAAAAGGUAUUGGGAUUGUAAGCUACCUAGUAUCGAAGCUCAGAUAGAACUGUCCAGUACCUUUGUUUAUGACCAGAAAAUGAGCACGAGCGGCAGCUCUGCGAGGAAUUCGCACCUCAACCAGGGGGGACGAGUGACAAUGAUGCCCAUGUCUGUGAGCCGAUCUGUAUAAACAUGUAUAAUUGCAGAGCAAAACAUAAUAAUCAAGAAAAAAAUACCCAUUCAUUGAAGGAAGGAGUGACAAAAAGUUGUAAAUUUAUUCACGGGUAGUAUUUUUGCGAUAAUUUUAUUUUGCACUGUGAUGUUAUUUGGUUCACAAGCAUGGUCAUCAUUGUCGUUCGUCCCCCCUGGGUGAGGUGCGAAUUCCACGCAGAACUGCCGCUCGUGCUCAUUUUGUAGUCAUAAACAAAGGUGCUGGACAGUUCUUUCUGAGCUCUGAUACGAGGUAGCGUCCAAUCUCAAUUCUUUUUUCCUGAGUUGGAAGCAACGAACGGCAGUAAAAGUCGUUGAAAAUGCAUGGCAAUACAUCAAAAUGUAUGCAGCAGGAGUUUGAGCCAAAAUUGCCAAGGGAUAUUUUAAAACUGUUGACGAACAAGUCAUUCUACUUCAGAGCAAGGUUUGGAGCAAUUUAUAGUUCUUCUAAAACUAAAAAGUACCUUUCAAAGAAUAGCACGAUAGGCAAUCGGCUUUUGCUUUAAGAAUUAGCAAGCGUUGAAUUUACUUGUCCCGAAAAUUCAAACUGGUGGCUCCUUCUACCUGAUAGUAAUUUAUUUUUGAAAUUCCAAAACAAUUUCACAGCUGAAUUUUGACCGGCUUUUAGUUACGGACUUCUGCUGCAACGAUUUUUCUGAAAUUCCUCUGGCAUAUUUAUUAUAUCAAUUAAAGUCGAUACCAGAAAUUUCAGUAAAAAAUAUCAGCAAAAUUUUUUACUAGACGCGAUUUUCUUUGAACAGUAGGGUCUUUUUAAGCACUAAUUUCUCAAGAAAUAUUUACCAUCAGUGAAAUCGGAAUAUUUUGUGUUAUUACCGAAUGAUAUCUGUUGUUAAUUGCAAAGUUUCGCAGCCAUCGCGUUAAAAACCAAAAAGUUAUGACGGAAAAUUUGUCACAGUUAAAUGCUCUUGUAUUAAUUACGGAGCCACCUUAACCUUAACACUUCUCCAUCAUUUCCCUGCUCCAGGUUUUUAAUGGAAACACAGACCGCAACACCGUGGUUUUGAACGUUUUGCACCCUUCCAUAGAUGCACGCUACAUUCGGGUGCAUCCUAAGACGUGGCGUGGCCAUAUAUCUAUGAGGAUGGAACUUUUAGGAUGUCCGUCAGGUACUAAUAUUUUCGUUUUUAUUUUCUUUGCAAUAAACAAACUGGUUUCCACUUAAUCUACAAAAGCGCAAAACUAUGUCCUCGCACACUCAUUCAACUACAGUUCGGUCUUAAUGGUCUUGGACAAUUCAAAGAGCCGAAUAUGCAAUCAAUUUGACAGCAAAACCUAUUAUCCCCUUACCUUAUCAUAAUUACAAAAGAUAGGGGCUUCAAAAAUUAAAAGGGAAUUACUUACAAACUCAUGCAAUUUUACAAACAACCCUUCAGCAACAAUACUGAACUGUGUUUUAAGUGAAGUCUUAAACUUUCGGUGACUUUUCUACACCGUGAUAUGAAAAAUACGCCAAAAACAUAAACAAGUAGGCAUCCAAAUUCAAGUCCAAAAAUCAGCUAUCAUUAUAACCUUGUAAAACACUCUCCCUCAGCAAGAAAAAAGGGCUAAUUCUUUCGACACUUGACCCUACCACAUAUACUCAACACACGCAUCCGCUCAAAAACAAUUAGCUUAAACUUCCACUAUUGUCCCUUAAAAUAAUAAUGUCUUCUCUGUGCAUAGCAUGUUUCAAUCCCCUCGGGAUGGAGAGCAGAAAAAUAACUGAUGGCCAGAUCCAAGCUUCAACCGAAUUCAACUCUGCACACGGCGCCACCAAUGGCAGACUCAAUUUCAAGGCUGGAGGGGGUAAGACUGGCGCAUGGUCAGCCCGCACAAAUGACGUUCAUCAGUGGCUACAAGUGGAUCUUGGAGCUAAAACCGAGGUGACAGGGAUACAGAUCCAGGGACGACAAGAAGCGUAUCAAUGGGUUACGAGCUUUACUAUCUCCUACAGCAGCGACGGCACCACCUAUACAUCUUAUCAGAACAGCAAGGUAUGGAAAAAAAUGAAAUUGUAGCAAGAGAAACUUAAGCAAAUGACUAAUUAAAUGUCGACUCACUGACAUGAAAUUGUCUCAAAUCUCAGGCCCACAUUAAAAAAAAAACUUAGCAGUACUGUUACACUCCACAAGUCACUAACUAGUUUAACCUUAACACUUCUCCAUCAUUUACCUGCUCCAGGUUUUUACUGGAAACACGGACCGCAACACCGUGGUUUUGAACGUUUUGCACCCUUCCAUAGAUGCACGCUACAUUCGGGUGCAUCCUAAGACGUGGAAUAGCCAUAUAUCUAUGAGGAUGGAACUUUUAGGAUGUCCGUCAGGUACUAAUAUUUCCGUUUUUAUUUUCUUUUCAAAAAAACUAACUGGUUUCCACUUAAUCUACAAAAGCGCAAAACUAUCUCCUCGCACACUCAUUCAACUACAGUUCGGUCUUAAUGGUCUUGGACAAUUCAAAGAGCCGAAUAUGCAAUCAAUUUGACAGCAAAACCUAUUAUCCCCUUACCUUAUCAUAAUUACAAAAGAUAGGGGCUUCAAAAAUUAAAAGGGAAUUACUUACAAACUCAUGCAAUUUUACAAACAACCCUUCAGCAACAAUACUGAACUGUGUUUUACGUGAGGUCUUAAACUUUCGGUGACUUUUCUACACCGUGAUAUGAAAAAUACGCCAAAAACAUAAAAAAGUAGGCAUCCAAAUUCAAGUCCAAAAAUCAGCUAUCAUUAUAACCUUGUAAAACACUCUCCCUCAGCAAGAAAAAAGGGCUAAUUCUUUCGACACUUGACCCUACCACAUAUACUCAACACACGCAUCCGCUCAAAAACAAUUAGCUUAAACUUCCACUAUUGUCCCUUAAAAUAAUAAUGUCUUCUCUGUGCAUAGCAUGUUUCAACCCCCUCGGGAUGGAGAGCAGAAAAAUAACUGAUGGCCAGAUCAAAGCUUCAACCGAAUUCAACUCUGCACACGGCGCCACCAAUGGCAGACUCAAUUUCAAGGCUGGAGGGGGUAAGACUGGCGCAUGGUCAGCCCGCACAAAUGACGUUCAUCAGUGGCUACAGGUGGAUCUUGGAGCUAAAACCGAGGUGACAGGGAUACAGAUCCAGGGACGACAAGAAGCGUAUCAAUGGGUUACGAGCUUUACUAUCUCCUACAGCAGCGACGGCACCACGUAUACAUCUUAUCAGAACAGCAAGGUAUGGAAAAAAAAUGAAAUUGUAGCAAGGGAAACUUAAGCAAAUGACUAAUUAAAUCUCGACUCACUGACAUGAAAUUGUCUCAAAUCUCAGGCCCACAAUAAAAAAAAAACUUAGCAGUACUGUUACACUCCACAAGUCACUAACUAGUUUAACCUUAACACUUCUCCAUCAUUUACCUGCUCCAGGUUUUUACUGGAAACACGGACCGCAACACCGUGGUUUUGAACGUUUUGCACCCUUCCAUAGAUGCACGCUACAUUCGGGUGCAUCCUAAGACGUGGAAUAGCCAUAUAUCUAUGAGGAUGGAACUUUUAGGAUGUCCGUCAGGUACUAAUAUUUCCGUUUUUAUUUUCUUUUCAAAAAAACUAACUGGUUUCCACUUAAUCUACAAAAGCGCAAAACUAUCUCCUCGCACACUCAUUCAACUACAGUUCGGUCUUAAUGGUCUUGGACAAUUCAAAGAGCCGAAUAUGCAAUCAAUUUGACAGCAAAACCUAUUAUCCCCUUACCUUAUCAUAAUUACAAAAGAUAGGGGCUUCAAAAAUUAAAAGGGAAUUACUUACAAACUCAUGCAAUUUUACAAACAACCCUUCAGCAACAAUACUGAACUGUGUUUUACGUGAGGUCUUAAACUUUCGGUGACUUUUCUACACCGUGAUAUGAAAAAUACGCCAAAACAUAAAAAAGUAGGCAUCCAAAUUCAAGUCCAAAAAUCAGCUAUCAUUAUAACCUUGUAAAACACUCUCCCUCAGCAAGAAAAAAAGGGCUAAUUCUUUCGACACUUGACCCUACCACAUAUACUCAACACACGCAUCCGCUCAAAAACAAUUAGCUUAAACUUCCACUAUUGUCCCUUAAAAUAAUAAUGUCUUCUCUGUGCAUAGCAUGUUUCAAUCCCCUCGGGAUGGAGAGCAGAAAAAUAACUGAUGGCCAGAUCCAAGCUUCAACCGAAUUCAACUCUGCACACGGCGCCACCAAUGGCAGACUCAAUUUCAAGGCUGGAGGGCGUAAGACUGGCGCGUGGUCCGCCCGCACAAAUGACGUUCAUCAGUGGCUACAAGUGGAUCUUGGAGCUAAAACCGAGGUGACAGGAAUACAGAUCCAGGGACGACAAGAAGCGUAUCAAUGGGUUACGAGCUUUACUAUCUCCUACAGCAGCGACGGCACCACGUAUACAUCUUAUCAGAACAGCAAGGUAUGGAAAAAAAUGAAAUUGUAGCAAGAGAAACUUAAGCAAAUGACUAAUUAAAUGUCGACUCACUGACAUGAAAUUGUCUCAAAUCUCAGGCCCACAUUAAAAAAAAAACUUAGCAGUACUGUUACACUCCACAAGUCACUAACUAGUUUAACCUUAACACUUCUCCAUCAUUUACCUGCUCCAGGUUUUUACUGGAAACACGGACCGCAACACCGUGGUUUUGAACGUUUUGCACCCUUCCAUAGAUGCACGCUACAUUCGGGUGAAUCCUAAGACGUGGAAUAGCCAUAUAUCUAUGAGGAUGGAACUUUUAGGAUGUCCGUCAGGUACUAAUAUUUCCGUUUUUAUUUUCUUUUCAAAAAAAAAAACUAACUGGUUUCCACUUAAUCUACAAAAGCGCAAAACUAUCUCCUCGCACACUCAUUCAACUACAGUUCGGUCUUAAUGGUCUUGGACAAUUCAAAGAGCCGAAUAUGCAAUCAAUUUGACAGCAAAACCUAUUAUCCCCUUACCUUAUCAUAAUUACAAAAGAUAGGGGCUUCAAAAAUUAAAAGGGAAUUACUUACAAACUCAUGCAAUUUUACAAACAACCCUUCAGCAACAAUACUGAACUGUGUUUUUACGUGAGGUCUUAAACUUUCGGUGACUUUUCUACACCGUGAUAUGAAAAAUACGCCAAAAACAUAAAAAAGUAGGCAUCCAAAUUCAAGUCCAAAAAUCAGCUAUCAUUAUAACCUUGUAAAACACUCUCCCUCAGCAAGAAAAAAGGGCUAAUUCUUUCGACACUUGACCCUACCACAUAUACUCAACACACGCAUCCGCUCAAAAACAAUUAGCUUAAACUUCCACUAUUGUCCCUUAAAAUAAUAAUGUCUUCUCUGUGCAUAGCAUGUUUCAAUCCCCUCGGGAUGGAGAGCAGAAAAAUAACUGAUGGUCAGAUCCAAGCUUCAACCGAAUUCAACUCUGCACACGGCGCCACCAAUGGCAGACUCAAUUUCAAGGCUGGAGGGGGUAAGACUGGCGCGUGGUCCGCCCGCACAAAUGACGUUCAUCAGUGGCUACAAGUGGAUCUUGGAGCUAAAACCGAGGUGACAGGAAUACAGAUCCAGGGACGACAAGAAGCGUAUCAAUGGGUUACGAGCUUUACUAUCUCCUACAGCAGCGACGGCACCACGUAUACAUCUUAUCAGAACAGCAAGGUAUGGAAAAAAAUGAAAUUGUAGCAAGAGAAACUUAAGCAAAUGACUAAUUAAAUGUCGACUCACUGACAUGAAAUUGUCUCAAAUCUCAGGCCCACAUUAAAAAAAAAACUUAGCAGUACUGUUACACUCCACAAGUCACUAACUAGUUUAACCUUAACACUUCCCAUCGUUUACCUGCUCCAGGUUUUUACUGGAAACACGGACCGCAACACCGUGGUUUUGAACGUUUUGCACCCUUCCAUAGAUGCACGCUACAUUCGGGUGAAUCCUAAGACGUGGAAUAGCCAUAUAUCUAUGAGGAUGGAACUUUUAGGAUGUCCGUCAGGUACUAAUAUUUCCGUUUUUAUUUUCUUUUCAAAAAAACUAACUGGUUUCCACUUAAUCUACAAAAGCGCAAAACUAUCUCCUCGCACACUCAUUCAACUACAGUUCGGUCUUAAUGGUCUUGGACAAUUCAAAGAGCCGAAUAUGCAAUCAAUUUGACAGCAAAACCUAUUAUCCCCUUACCUUAUCAUAAUUACAAAAGAUAGGGGCUUCAAAAAUUAAAAGGGAAUUACUUACAAACUCAUGCAAUUUUACAAACAACCCUUCAGCAACAAUACUGAACUGUGUUUUACGUGAGGUCUUAAACUUUCGGUGACUUUUCUACACCGUGAUAUGAAAAAUACGCCAAAAACAUAAAAAAGUAGGCAUCCAAAUUCAAGUCCAAAAAUCAGCUAUCAUUAUAACCUUGUAAAACACUCUCCCUCAGCAAGAAAAAAGGGCUAAUUCUUUCGACACUUGACCCUACCACAUAUACUCAACACACGCAUCCGCUCAAAAACAAUUAGCUUAAACUUCCACUAUUGUCCCUUAAAAUAAUAAUGUCUUCUCUGUGCAUAGCAUGUUUCAAUCCCCUCGGGAUGGAGAGCAGAAAAAUAACUGAUGGCCAGAUCCAAGCUUCAACCGAAUUCAACUCUGCACACGGCGCCACCAAUGGCAGACUCAAUUUCAAGGCUGGAGGGCGUAAGACUGGCGCGUGGUCCGCCCGCACAAAUGACGUUCAUCAGUGGCUACAAGUGGAUCUUGGAGCUAAAACCGAGGUGACAGGAAUACAGAUCCAGGGACGACAAGAAGCGUAUCAAUGGGUUACGAGCUUUACUAUCUCCUACAGCAGCGACGGCACCACGUAUACAUCUUAUCAGAACAGCAAGGUAUGGAAAAAAAUGAAAUUGUAGCAAGAGAAACUUAAGCAAAUGACUAAUUAAAUGUCGACUCACUGACAUGAAAUUGUCUCAAAUCUCAGGCCCACAUUAAAAAAAAAAAAAAAACUUAGUACUGUUACACUCCACAAGUCACUAACUAGUUUAACCUUAACACUUCUCCAUCAUUUACCUGCUCCAGGUUUUUACUGGAAACACGGACCGCAACACCGUGGUUUUGAACGUUUUGCACCCUUCCAUAGAUGCACGCUACAUUCGGGUGAAUCCUAAGACGUGGAAUAGCCAUAUAUCUAUGAGGAUGGAACUUUUAGGAUGUCCGUCAGGUACUAAUAUUUCCGUUUUUAUUUUCUUUUCAAAAAAACUAACUGGUUUCCACUUAAUCUACAAAAGCGCAAAACUAUCUCCUCGCACACUCAUUCAACUACAGUUCGGUCUUAAUGGUCUUGGACAAUUCAAAGAGCCGAAUAUGCAAUCAAUUUGACAGCAAAACCUAUUAUCCCCUUACCUUAUCAUAAUUACAAAAGAUAGGGGCUUCAAAAAUUAAAAGGGAAUUACUUACAAACUCAUGCAAUUUUACAAACAACCCUUCAGCAACAAUACUGAACUGUGUUUUACGUGAGGUCUUAAACUUUCGGUGACUUUUCUACACCGUGAUAUGAAAAAUACGCCAAAAACAUAAAAAGUAGGCAUCCAAAUUCAAGUCCAAAAAUCAGCUAUCAUUAUAACCUUGUAAAACACUCUCCUCAGCAAGAAAAAAAAAAGCUAAUUCUUUCGACACUUGACCCUACCACAUAUACUCAACACACGCAUCCGCUCAAAACAAUUAGCUUAAACUUCCACUAUUGUCCCUUAAAAUAAUAAUGUCUUCUCUGUGCAUAGCAUGUUUCAAUCCCCUCGGGAUGGAGAGCAGAAAAAUAACUGAUGGCCAGAUCCAAGCUUCAACCGAAUUCAACUCUGCACACGGCGCCACCAAUGGCAGACUCAAUUUCAAGGCUGGAGGGGGUAAGACUGGCGCGUGGUCCGCCCGCACAAAUGACGUUCAUCAGUGGCUACAAGUGGAUCUUGGAGCUAAAACCGAGGUGACAGGAAUACAGAUCCAGGGACGACAAGAAGCGUAUCAAUGGGUUACGAGCUUUACUAUCUCCUACAGCAGCGACGGCACCACCUAUACAUCUUAUCAGAACAGCAAGGUAUGGAAAAAAAUGAAAUUGUAGCAAGAGAAACUUAAGCAAAUGACUAAUUAAAUGUCGACUCACUGACAUGAAAUUGUCUCAAAUCUCAGGCCCACAUUAAAAAAAAACUUAGCAGUACUGUUACACUCCACAAGUCACUAACUAGUUUAACCUUAACACUUCUCCAUCAUUUACCUGCUCCAGGAUUUUACUGGAAACACGGACCGCAACACCGUGGUUUUGAACGUUUUGCACCCUUCCAUAGAUGCACGCUACAUUCGGGUGAAUCCUAAGACGUGGAAUAGCCAUAUAUCUAUGAGGAUGGAACUUUUAGGAUGUCCGUCAGGUACUAAUAUUUCCGUUUUUAUUUUCUUUUCAAAAAAACUAACUGGUUUCCACUUAAUCUACAAAAGCGCAAAACUAUCUCCUCGCACACUCAUUCAACUACAGUUCGGUCUUAAUGGUCUUGGACAAUUCAAAGAGCCGAAUAUGCAAUCAAUUUGACAGCAAAACCUAUUAUCCCCUUACCUUAUCAUAAUUACAAAAGAUAGGGGCUUCAAAAAUUAAAAGGGAAUUACUUACAAACUCAUGCAAUUUUACAAACAACCCUUCAGCAACAAUACUGAACUGUGUUUUACGUGAGGUCUUAAACUUUCGGUGACUUUUCUACACCGUGAUAUGAAAAAAUACGCCAAAAACAUAAAAAAGUAGGCAUCCAAAUUCAAGUCCAAAAAUCAGCUAUCAUUAUAACCUUGUAAAACACUCUCCUCAGCAAGAAAAAAAGGCUAAUUCUUUCGACACUUGACCCUACCACAUAUACUCAACACACGCAUCCGCUCAAAAACAAUUAGCUUAAACUUCCACUAUUGUCCCUUAAAAUAAUAAUGUCUUCUCUGUGCAUAGCAUGUUUCAAUCCCCUCGGGAUGGAGAGCAAAAAUAACUGA